Molecule: messenger RNA, 7509 nt
Organism: Corythoichthys intestinalis (scribbled pipefish)
Lineage: Eukaryota; Metazoa; Chordata; Actinopteri; Syngnathiformes; Syngnathidae
Product: clavesin-2
Exons: 6
Coding region: 315-1319 (334 amino acids)
Biological process (GO): lysosome organization
Cellular component (GO): membrane; trans-Golgi network; clathrin-coated vesicle
Molecular function (GO): phosphatidylinositol bisphosphate binding
Source: RefSeq, a predicted model, not a curated record
ACUCACUCUGGCGGCGGAACAGACGGCAGAGGCGCAGACCCACCGACGCACCCCGCCCUUAAGCCUCCCGCACGACGCAACCCCGGAGCGCAACCCGGUUAAAGGCAGAGCGGCGGAGCCACCUGUGCAAAUGGAGCGGACGCUUUAAAACGGAGGAGGAGGAAGGAGACGCCAGCGGCAUGGAGGAGAGGAGGCUGUGGGUGAUGUAGCUGCAGCCUGCUGCCGCAUUGCUUGCCUGGCCUCCUCCGAGCGGGAGAAGAAGAAGAAGUAGUAGCAUCCGGGCGAGGAAAAUUUGUGAACUGGCUCCCGCCGAGAUGACUCACCUGCAGGCCGGCCUGUCGGCGGCCACCCUGGAGAAGGCCAAAGCGGAACUGAAGGAGAACCCGGACACUCUCCACCAAGACAUCCAGGAAGUGCGCGACAUGAUCAUCACGCGGCCGGACAUCGGCUUCCUGCGCACCGAUGACGCCUUCAUCCUCAGGUUCCUGCGGGCCAGGAAGUUCAACCACUUUGAGGCCUUCCGACUGCUGGCCCAGUACUUUGAGUACAGGCAGCAGAACCUGGACAUGUUCAAGAACCUGAAGGCUACCGACCCCGGGAUCAAGCAGGCGCUCAAGGAUGGAUUCCCCGGCGUCCUGGCCAACUUGGACCGACACGGGAGGAAGAUUCUGCUCCUCUUUGCCGCCAACUGGGACCAGAGCAGGUACAUGUUCGUGGACAUCCUGAGGUCCAUCCUGCUGUCUUUGGAAUCCAUGAUCGAGGACGCCGAGCUGCAGGUGAACGGCUUCAUCCUGGUCAUCGACUGGAGCAACUUUACCUUCAAACAAGCGUCCAAACUCACGCCCAGCAUGCUCAGGCUCGCCAUCGAGGGCCUACAGGACAGUUUUCCCGCCCGCUUCGGAGGAAUCCAUUUUGUCAACCAACCGUGGUACAUUCACGCUCUCUAUACCGUCAUCAGGCCCUUCCUCAAGGAUAAAACCAGGAAGCGGAUCUUCCUGCACGGCAACAACCUAACCAGCCUCCAUCAGCUGCUGCAACCCGAAAUCCUACCGUCAGAGUUGGGCGGAAUGAUGCCGCCGUACGACAUGGGAACUUGGGCCAGAGCGCUCUUGGAGCACGCUUACGACGAGGACGCCGAACCGGACGGCGCACCUGACGGCGGAGGGCUGGAAGCCUUCGCCUUUUUGGAUGGGGACAAAAAUCUCUCGCCCAGAAACAUGAAAAGAUCUCAGUCCGUGGUGGAACCAGGCGUCCUGAAGCGACCGGAUAAGGUCAAAUGUGACGAGGACAACAUGCAGCCGCUACUGUCGCUGGACUAAAAAACUGGAAAACUUCGUCUACAAGCUUUCUUUCCACUUUUGACACGUCGGUGGACUUCCGUGUUUCUUUGUCAAAUGCCAAGUCCUCAAAAGUCCAAUUAGGACUGUUGUCUCGGCGACAAACAAGACAUUUUGGACGGGAGUACGACGGCUCCGGAUGCGAACGACGGACCAGCAAACCUCCCUUUAUGGAAAAAAAUGGAUUUGAUUUGCUUCCGAUCAACAUCUCGCUUUACAUCAGCCUCUGUUUUGCGUUUCGGGUGACCAAAAUGGUGAGCAAAAAAAUGUCUAAAAGGAAAUUUCCCUAUUCCUAGAUUUCCCACAUUCAGUCCAGUGUCUGCUUUUUAGUCAUCAUUGAAAAGAAAGUGAAAUUUAUAAAUGUCAGGGGUCUCAAACUCAAUUUAUUGGGCCUGCAUCAAGGAUCCCCUAAAAAAAGGGACUAACUUUGGCUAGCUUGUUGGUUAAACACCAUCAAAAUGAUUGUUAGCUAGCUCACGGGAGACCGGUUGAAAAACACUGCACUAUACUAGUAUAACAUAAAUAUAUACACAGGUAGUCCCCGGUUUACGACGGACCCGACUUGCGCGAUUUCGACUUUACGACGCAGAUGUUUUGGCUGCCAUUUUUUCAGUCGAGUAACAGUGCCGCAUCCGCCAUUUUAUCGCCAGUUGCGCUCUUUUCACUCAUUUUUUUACCUUAUUUUAUUAAUAUGAUGUAAAAUACAUGUUUUUGGAUAGUUUCUUUUAAUUAAGAGGGUGUUUAGAGCAAGGGUUUGGUCUCAACAUUGAUAGAGACGAUGGAACAGCAUAACCUGCAUGUACACCUUUUGCUUGGGAUGGGACUUAAUGGGACCAAACAUACUGGGUGAAUGGGGGUCCAGUUUACAUUUCUCACCAAUAUGAGCCAAAUUAAUUGGCUAAUUGAUCAAUACAAAAUAAAUAUUGACUUUCAAGUGUAUUGGUUCAGGUGAUACACCCUUCGAUUUAAACCUUUGUUUUCAAAAACUACCAAAGAAACGUUUUGAAAACUUCCAGAAUAAAUGUAUGUAUUUUAUUAGCAAAUUUAAAUAGCAAUAUUUGAGCACAAAUUAUAUUAACAUACACAAGAAAUACAUACUUGUUAAACAUCAAUUAAGUAUCUACAGUGCCCUCCAUAAUUAUUGGCACCCCUGAAAAAGACGUGUUUUUUAGCUUCUAAUAUUUUUUUGAAAUUCAAAUAAUAUGGGACCUUAAUGGAAAAAAAGAGAAAAAUCCAUUCUUCAAUACAAGUACAUUCAUUCAGUGGGGAAAAAAAUCCCACACAAAGAAAAAAUAUUUGACAUCAAAUAAUGUGUGUCACAAUUAUUAGCACCCCUGGUGUUAAUACUUUGUACAACCCCCUUUUGCCAACAAAACAAGGUCUGGGGACUGAGAUGGCCAUGGGAGGAGCUUGAUUUUGUGUCUGGUGAACCAUUUUUGUGUAGAUUUGGCCAUAUGUUUAGGGUCAUUGUCUUGCUGAAAGACCCAGUGACGACCCAUCUUCAGCUUUUGGGCAGAGGGCAACAGAUUUUGAUUUAAAAUGUCCUGGUAUUUCAAAGCAUUCAUGAUGCCAUGCACCCUAACAAGGUUCCCAAGGCCUUUGGAAGCGAAACAGCCCCACAGCAUCACUGACCCACCCCCAUACUUCACAGUGGGUAUGAGGUGCUUUUCAGCAUACGCAUCUUUGUGGCACGCCAGACCCACUUAGAGUGUUUGUUGCAAAAAAGCUCAGCUGGGACCGUGUGUAUUUUUGUGUGAGACCAAGAUUGCUAACCCUAACCCAAAUCAACAGGAAAUGACCAGAUAUCAAUAGGACGUGACCCCCAAAUGUCCCAGGUUCCAUUGACGCAUAUGGAAGUAAAUGCCAUUGACGUCCAUGGACGUCCAAAUUUCCAAUUCAUUUUCAAUGGCAUUUACUUUAAUGCCAUUGACGGCCAUGUUUGUCGAUUCUAUUGAUGCCAAUGUACUUGAAUUCCAUUGACGCGACUGUAAGUCGAUGCCAUUGACGGCCAUGGACGUCCAAAUUUCCCAUUCAUUUUCAAUGGCAAAAAAUAAAUAUCCCCAAAUCAACAAGAAGUGACCUGAUAUUGUCCCUAAAAUGUCCCCGAACAAAAUUGGGCUGGGCUAAGAUCUGUAUCUCCACACAGCAAAGACCCAGAGUAAUUUCUCCAGAAAUUUCAGCUUCUAGUUUUCUCAGCUGUUCAAAUACUUAUUUGCAGCUGUAUCACACAAAUAAAUCGUCCCAAAAAAUAACAUACAUUGUGAUUUCUAGAUUUUGCUUUUUAGAUUAUCGCUCUCACAAUGGACACGCACCUACAAUGAAAAUUUCAGACCCCUCCAUGAUUUCUAAGUGGGAAAACUUAUAGCAGGGUUUUCAAAUGCUUAUUUUCUUCAUGUUAGUUAGAAGUUUCCCAUGUUGGUUCUUAUGAGGCUUAGUUUUGAAUUAUGUCAGUAUUGGUCCACUCCUGUGUUAAUAAGUGUAUUGAAAAAUUUUUUAAAUCAUUGCGAUUAAAAAUUUCCAAGGUCCAUGGGCCGCAAGUUUGAGACCCCUGACGAAUGGAAAAAAAAAAAAAAAAUUACAGAAAAAAAGACAGGAAACACAUUUUUAUUCCCAAAACCCCCCCACUUUACCUCACAGUGACUUUUAUUUAUUUCUUGGCAGUAUUCGACACAAGCGUUUGUUCAUUUUGAAGAAAUGUAACGACCAUGAUUUGAAUAGUUCAGCGUUUCGAAUGUUCUCCGUCACAUUGUUACACAAAUAUUUCUUUCUAAAGCGCAGGCAGCUACAGUAUUUUGUUCUUCUUCCGACAUGAAUUGUAUCGAUUUCAUUUGACUUGCUUUACGUCUUCCACGCGCACAAAUAAGCGUCAUCGUGAUUGUUUAUAAACACUAGAAAACCAUAUUUCACACUCUUGUAUAUGUAUGAACAGAUAAGACUCACUUUUGAUUGACGACUGUAUUAAAGUAGUAUUACAAGCACAACAAUAUUUAUAAUGAAAAUAUUCGUCAAUAAAUAACCUUCGGAUAGCGUCAAUCAAAAGUCAGGUCAUAUUUUUGCAUUGGAUGUCACCUAAUAUUGCAGUUAUUACUCACUGUAUGUCAUAUAUUAUUUCGUAUUGAUGGUGUAAAGCUGCAUGAGGCUAUUAAGUGUUAUGAUUAGUAAUAUUCACUGACAUAAUGUUUGUUUUGCGCAGCCAAAGUUUUUUUAAUAAUCCGUCUGAACGACACUUUAUUUUAUCCCUGAACCGGUCGCCGACCAUUCGCGCUCAAAGUGAACGUUUCUCAAAAGACAAAAUGUCCUCCGUUUUGCCGACGCGUCAACAUAAAGACGUGGUGCAGUUUUUUCCAAAAUGGUGGUCGCUGAUUUGAAUUGCUAACCAAAACAGAAGCACCUAGUUAUGCCACUCUGCGUUUCUUUUUUGGUUUUGGAUUAACAUUGGCCACCAUUGACAGCAAUAGACGUCAAUUGCAGCGAAUGGGUUAAUAUUAUACCUAUUUUAAUCAUUUCACUACGGAGCCCCUGAAGGAACAUCGACAGAAAUAAAAUAAAUUUCAAACAUCUGGUGCGCACCAGCAUUUAAGAUAGCGGACUUUUGCUAUGUUAUUCAUUUUUUUAUAUCAUUUGAGGCUAAGCUCAGGCGCUAGUUAAGUGCAAGACUGAAGUAAAGCUCAACUAAAUCCUGUAUUAUCAUUUUUAGCACGGCAAAACCGCUGGUGUCUGAUGCGUGCCUGAGCUACGCCUUAAACAAUUAAUAAUGAGGAUCUAACAAAAGAACAAUUGGCUAACUUGCAGAGCAAAAGUCCGCUAGCUUAAAUGCUAUAUAAGGCUAAUGUUUACCAGAUGGUAUGUGGUGCGCACAAGAUUGUCUCAAGUGCGCACCAGAAACAAAUUGAAAAAAACUGGUAAACAUUAGCAUUAUAUAGCAUUUAAGAUAGCGGAUUUUGCUGUGCAAGUUAGCCAUUUUUUCUUUUGUAAGAUCCUCAAAAAAAAUAAUAAAUAAGGCUACAUAGUAAAGGUUUGCUAGCUUAAAUGCAAUAAAAUGCUUAUGUUCACCAAAUUGUUUCUGGUGCGCACUAGAAACAAUUUUUUGCGCACCAGAAACAAUCUUGUAAACAUUAGAAUUAUAUAGCAUUCAAGUUAGCAAACCUUUACUAUGUAAGUUAGCCAACUGUUCUUUUGUAAGAGCCUUUAUUUUUCUUAAUGUAGUUUAAGGCUAAACUCAAGCGCAAGUUGGGUCCAAGAUUGAAGUAAUGCUAAACUAAAGCUUGUAUUAACAUUUUUAGCACGCCGAAACUGCUAGUGUCCGAUGCGCGCCUGAGCUUCGCCUCAAAUGAUAUAAAAAAAUUAAUAAUGACCUAACAAAAGAACAAUUGGCUAACUUGCAUAGCAAAACUCCGCUAGUUUAAAUCCUAUAUAAUGCUAAUGUUUACCAGAUUGUACCAGAAACAAUUUGGGAAACAUUAGCAUCAUAUAGCAUUUAAGAUAGCGAACUUUUGCUAUGCAAGUUAGCCAACUGUUCUCUUGUAAGAACCUCAUUUAUUUAUUUAGGAUCUUACAAAAGAACAAUUGGCUAACUUGCAUAGCAGAAGUACGCUAGCUUAAACGCUAUAUAAUGCUAAUGUUUACCAGAUUGUUUCUAGUCAGAAACAAUCUGUGAAACAAUCUGUUGCGCACUAUACACAGUCUGGUGCGCACCAGAAACAAUCUUGUAAACAUUAGCAUUAUAUAGCAUUUAAGCUAGCGUACUUUUGCUAUGCAAGUUAGCCCAUUGUUGUUUUGUAAUAUCCUCCUUUAUUUAUUUAUUUUUUUAAAUAUUAUUUAAAGCUAAGCUGAAGCGCUAGUUGAGUCCAAGAUUGAAGUAAAGCUAAACUAAAGCCUGUAUUAUUAUUUUUAGCACGCCGAAACUGCUAGUGUCCGAUGCGCAUCUGAUCUUCGCCUCAAACGAUAUAAAAAAAUUAGUAAAUGACCUAACAAAAUAACAAUUGGCUAACUUGCAUAGCAAAAGUCCGCUAGCUUAAAUGCUAUAUAAUGCUAAUGUUUACCAGAUAGUAUGUGGUGUGCACCAGAUUGUCUCUAGUGCGCACCAGAAACAAUUUGGGUAACAUUAGCAUUAUAUAGCAUUUAAGCUAGGGAACUUUUGCUACGCAGGUUAGCCAAUUGUUCUUUUGUAAGAACCUCAUUGAUUUAGGAUCUUACAAAAGUACAAUUGGCUAACUUGCAUAGCAAAAGUACACUAGCUUAAAUGCUAUAUAAUGCUAAUGUUUACCAGAUUGUUUCUAGUCAGAAACAAUCUGUCGCGCACUAUACACAGUCUGUUGCGCACCAGAAACAAUCUCAUAAACGUUAGCAUUAUAUAGUACUUAAGCUAACGGACCUUUGCUAUGCAAGUUAGCCAAUUGUUCUUUUGUAAUAUCCUCCUUUAUUUAUUUAUUUAUUUAAUUAUUUAUAUAUUAUUUAAAGCUAAGCUCGAGCGCUAGUUGAGUCCAAGAUUAAAGUAAAGCUCAACUAAAUCCUGUAUCAUCAUUUUUAGCACGCCAAAACUGCUGUUGUCCGAUGCGCGCCUGAGCUUCGUCUAAAACGAUAUAAUAAAAUUACUAAAUGAAGAUCUUACAAAAGAACAAUUGGUUAAUUUGCAUAGAAAAGUCCGCUAGCUUAAAUGCUACACAAUGCUGAUGCUUACAAAUUGUUUCUGGUGUGCACCAGAUGGUUUAAAUUUAUUUUAUUUCCGUCGAUGUCCCUUUAGGAGCUCCGUAUUUCACCCAGAAAACGCAAGUACUAUUGUACUUGCGUAAUAACAUGCUAUUAAAUAAAAAUAAAUUGUCUUAUUUUUAUAAUUGUUUAAAGUACAAAUGUGCGUACUAGUUUCCUAACACACAAAGAGUAGUUCGUAUUAUGAAUGUGAUAACAAAUACUCGACUCGUGGCACACGACUUAAGGUUUUAUUCAAAUGAAUCUUGUUUCUUUGUGAAUAAGUGACCAAAAAAAAAAACAGCAGCAGUGUUAUAAUUUAUUUUGUAAUAUGAAUAUUUGAUGCCUCUUUGUUAAAGUGGAUGGUUCAUAUGUUUCAUAUUUAAAGGAACAUGAACUUGUGCAACAAACCGCUUCCUCUUUCAACUUGUAUGAACUCUUAAAAAUUAAAUAAAAACAAAAGUAUUCACAUCUGAAUUCACAC